This is a messenger RNA of Magallana angulata, 2266 nucleotides long. RefSeq lists its product as uncharacterized. The transcript has 2 exons. NCBI's taxonomy places the organism in Eukaryota, Metazoa, Mollusca, Bivalvia, Ostreida, Ostreidae. The record is from RefSeq and is a predicted model, not a curated record. The coding region runs from base 1176 to 2075 and encodes 299 amino acids.
AAAACAUAACAGGAUUACACUUCACAAUUUCAGUAUUUUAUUUUCAGUGGCCUUGUGGAACAAUAUGUUUAGUUAGCAGCAUUAUCGACGUAUUUUAAUUUCAAUAAAGUGUACCCCGGAUUUUAUGAAUUACAAACACAUUAUCGAUGCCGUGCAAAACGGGCCGUCCGACGCAACGUCCAAACAUAGCUUAAUUGAGAAUACAUCUAUUCAGGUGAAACUUGAGCAUAACAUUGUAACCAAGAUCAGAGUCCUCCGAUUUAUUUUAAUUGCUCUGCUUGUUUUAAAAUAUUUGAAAACCUUAGUCUGACACGCGCUGUCGGUGUAAAAUGUCUGUAUUUGCCCGUGAGAUAGGUGUAAUUGAUACCACAUCCGUUUAAACACUGUGUCGUGUUCAAUGUUGGUAUAGGUACUCGUGCUGCCCGGAUUAAAUAUUUGUCAAGAAGAGGCGCAGUCUUAGAGCGGAGGGAUUAAUCUGUGAGCCGUGUUGAUCUGGGGAGAUAGGACCCGUCCUCACUACACGGAAUCCACUGAUCCGCUUCCAAUCCCGCUAUACAGCGAUGAUUCCUUAGCUAAUGUCAUUUCAAAAUCUUCUAUUUAAACACUAUAAUAGAUCCAUUCAGUUAUUGUUAAUGCAUUGUUUGGUAUUGCAUUCCCAAUCAGCGGCUCUUUCAAACGUGUUGGCGGGGUGAGCUAUCAUUGGAUCUACUGACACAAACAGGAGGGGUACGGACCCGGUAAAGCCCGGGACUACGAGAUCAGUGACAGGCCUCCACAAUCCAAAGGAACCCGGUUAUUCAAAAGAGAACUGAUUUUUUUUAACCUUAAUUCUCCGUCAGGACUAUCGAGGUAUAUCAUUUUCCUGGAUGUCACGUAUGGCUGUAUAUUGAGCCAUUACGGUGAGGGUUUCACGGUGAUUUGGCAGAAAGUAUUCGAAAACAUUGCCGAUACCCAAACUACUGAUUAGAAACUUCCGAAAAAUUACGGACAUACAUACUGAGGAAACACGGUGUUACACCGCGGGCGGAUGCUAACGCGGUGUGUACUGCGGGACAGGAAUUUUCGCAGAGGACGGGCUAUGUGACAUAAGUUCAUGCCACAUUGUAUCAAUACUUGUAUGUGACGCACGCUCAGGAACCUUACACUCGUGUAGACUGAAGGAGUAAAGGCGGCUAAUGAUGGCAGUAGAUAGGCAAGAGAUUGCGUUGGUUUUGGCGCGAAAGAGAGACGAAAAGGUUCUUCAGAAAGAACUCUCUACAAUAAAGAUAGAGAAACACAACUCUGCUGCCGACAUCAAGAGGUCCCAAAAGGAGAUGAAAAAGAGGCUUAAAAGAAUUAGAGACAGGCAAAGAGAAAUUCAGAGGUCACGGACGGAGAUCGAAGAGCCACGUGACGACAGUGGAAUGCCUAGUAUACCCGUGACAGUGAAAGCUCCCGCCAGACCCAAAACAGGACCGCCAUCUUUUUUGAAAAAUAGGGUCUCAAGUUUUUUCAAACCUAAACUUGAUCUGAGCGAGCCGGGGAGUGAGGUUGAUCCCUCGCUCGUCUCGGACCAAACAAAGUCUAAAAUUGACCUAAGACCGACAACUGCGCGUGCGCUACGGGAAGAUAGAGCUCUUUUGAGUCGAUGUCGGUCCGUUGGUAGACUUGGGACCAAGGCUUCAGAGUGCAGGUACUUUGAUGAGGACGAAAUAACGGACAGAAAUAAAUUCUACAAUGGUCUUCUAAGCAACUGGAAACAGACGGAAAAAGAAAACUACAAUAAUAUUGAAAUGAAAGUCGGGAAUUUCUUGGGACAGAGUGAAGAACUUUUGGAUAGGAGAGUGAAACGGUCCAACUUCCUGCGACAAACGGACAUCCCUGUGGUUCAGAAAAAGAAAGUAUCAACACCGGAAACACAUUAUACUCAGUCGCCGCAGGUCAAACCCAUCUCAGCAGGAAGUGACGUUCGACCCGCAGACAGAAUCUUUAAACACACCUCUCUUCCACAAAGGAUACUGUCCGCGGCUGUCUCUAGACCUAGACAAGCCGGUCCAACGGGGACUUCUCGCAUGAGGCCGAUGUCCCAUAAGUGACGACCAGAUGUGACUUCCAUGAAGUCAAAGAAAAGUUUGAGCCUAUGUGUCAAAUACAUGUACAUUGGUCUACACAGCCUCUAAUAUUUAAAGCCAAUACGCAUUUGUUUUUACACUGUUUUGUUUUGUUUCCUAUUUAAUUGACUUAAUUUUGCUAAUCGAAAGUUUUUUUAAUACAAAUUAAAUUUUUC